CGCUAGCUGCGACCUGCGAACACCGAAGACUGGCCGAAGACUGGUCUCCGCGCUUCUUCAGGCUGCUGUCCACCCUCUGGUCUCAGCUGGUGACAUAUCCUUGCGGAGUCUCUGCAACUGUUACCGCCUGCGACUAGAGGACUCUCAGCAGUCGUGAGGUCACCGCCACCACAGCUGUUCCUCGGCGUGUUGUCGCGCGCCGAUGGAAAUAUUAUGACAGACUCCGUAACAGGAUGGAUGACAGCCAAUAGGAGCUAGCUACAUCUAAAACCAGGCAGGAAAAGGUCCACCUGUUUGCCUCGCCAACUUCUCGCCCGACAGGGACCUCGUGCAAUGGAUCUUCCGUACGCGCGCGGAAGUAGUAGUGAUCAAGUUCACAGCAGCAGUCUGUGGAUGCGUGGGGAGGAGCAUGGCGGGGACACAAGUCACCCGCUGCCGGUCCUCGACGCCGCAAGCGCGGGCAGGUUGUACGGCCACGACGACAACGGGCGCGCUCACCAGCCGGGCGGCCUGGGUCAGCUGCAUGUCAACCAUUUGGCGGGGCUCAAGCGCUCCAUCUGGGAGGCCUGCGCGGUGGGCUUGCAGGCACAGGAGUUGCAGGCGCGAUCCGAGGCCGCCAAGCUUUCGCCGCUAGGCCCCCAAGAUGUGCCUGCGCCGCCCAACCAGUCGUCGCAACACCAAUUGCUUCUUCAGCGUCUAGUCAGCGCGCUUGGCGGUGGCCACAACGCUGUCGCUGCCGCCACCACUAGCAGCGGCAUUGGUAACAGCUCAGGCUACAGCUCUGGGCUGCCGCUGCAGGCGCUGCAGCUACUAGUGCGCCAGCAGGCCGAGCAGCGUGAGGUGGUGGGCGCGGGCGAAGUGGAGGGUGGUGAGGCUGCGGCGGACCAGGAGCGGACGGCCAAGCGCAUGCGGCUUCAACUGUUCGAAAAGAUACUGCUGGCUCAGGAGCAGCAGCAGGGCAGGCAGCAGCUGCUAAGCACGCUGCAAGUAAAGCAGGAGCAUCAGCAGGAGCACGAGCAUACGCUGCUGCAGCAGCUGCGGCAGCACCAGCAGCAGCACCAGGAGGACCGGCGGCCGGCGGCCGGGCCGCCUCUGCAGCUGCAGCUGCUGCAGCGGCACCUAAUGCAGUUGGGGCCGUCCGCGAGCAGAGCGGCCCAGCAGCAGCAACAGAGUGGCAGCGGCGUAGGCGAGCGUGCAGGCACAAGCGAAAGCUCCCUUAGCGGUUCAAUGGCCACGGGCGCUGUGCUGCGGUUCAAGUCAGAGGCGGAGGUGGAGCAGCAGCUGGCGACGGCCGCGGCGCCCAUGGCGGCGGCGGUCAAGGCAGAGUUGAUGCUGGAGCCAGGGCACCUCGGCAUUGGACGCGGCUCGGAGACCGGCACGGGCACCGGCGCCGGCACGGCUCCUGCGUAUGACAGUCAGGCGGAGGGUGCAGCGGAGUCCGGGCGGAAGCCGCAGUGCGGCCAGCAGCCGUGCAUGGGCACGUCACCGGCGGCAGCGCAGCGCGAGGCACAACCGCAGGAUGCCCAACCGCCACUGGACGAGGGGCAGCGGGAACAGCAGCAGCCCCGGCCAUCGCUGCAGCUGCGCGGCAUCCAGGCCGCGACCAAGAGCCAGCCAGCCACAUCAGCGGCUGCGAUAAUUGAGACCAGCAGCAGGUCUCCGGCAGGCUCUGAUGUCACGCCGGUGGCGACGCCCCAAGCACAAAUGGUGGACGGAGCCGUCGUGAGCCCGGAGGAGGCGGUGGCAGGGAUGCAGAUGGACGCAGGCUCGCCGGCCGCCGCCGCCGCUCCGGAGGCAGAGGAGCAAGUCACUAGUGCCGCUGACGACACCGCGGCUGUGGCGGCAUUCCUGCUGCACCUGCGCGAGGCGGCCGUGCCCGAAAGUGGCUCAGGCGGUGACGACGGCGAGGACGGCAUGGAGCUCGCGGCCCCGGAGGUGGAUGAGGCGCCGCUGCCCGAGGUGGACAUUCUGCCGCUGGAGGCGCCGCAGGAGGGCAUGGUGGACGCGGGGGACGGCGUGUUUGUGUGCCCCACCACCGCCGGCCCCGGCAUCACCUUCUGGCCGCUGUGGAAGCCCGACCCGAACGGCGACCAGGAGCUCUUCCCUCGUGUGGCACGGGGGCUGCGCACGAGGCCCAACCGGCCGGCUGGGCCCAUCUCAUCUGGCCACUACGCCAAGCUGCGUGAGGCUGUGGCGCCCGACCCCCGCACGCCCCGUGUGCCGCGCCGCGCAUUGCUCGGCGGCCUUCACCCCGCCGCCCUGGCGCAACUGCUGGCGGCGCAGCAGCUGCAGCUGCAGCUGCAGGACCAGCACCAGCACCAGGCCGAGGCCCAGCAGUUGCAGCUCCUACAGCUGCAGCAGCAGCAGAUGGCGGCGCUGGGGCAGCAGCAGCAGGAGCAGCUGCUGCAGCUGUACCAGCAGCAACCGCAGCAGCCGCAGCUGCAGCCGCAGCCGCGCUUCCUGGUACAGCGCGGCGCGAACGGGCAGCCCGUGCUGGUGCCCCUCACCGGGGCCGCACUCCCUGCGCACCUGGCCUCAGGCCGGGCAGGCGCCGCCGGCGGUGGCAUUAACCCGCAGGCCGCCGCCGCAUUGCUGGCGCGACUGACAGGCGCGGAGCCGCCAUCAGCCGGGUCGCCGGCGCCUGCGGCGGCGCUGGUGGCGGCGGCACUUGCGGGCGACGCGUCAGCACUGCUGCUGCUGUCGCAGCAGCUCGAGACCGGCGGCGCCCGCGGCAGCGGCGGAGCCAGCGGCGGCUUCCUACCGCGUAGCGUGAGCGCGGUGACCAAUGUGGGCGCUGAUGACGAGGACCCUGGCCACAAGCACGACCAUCUACCCGCGUUCGCCUCCGACGGCCACCACCACCACGCGCGCCCUCACCCGCACCCGCGCCAGCACGCCGCCGGCGGCCCCAUCCGGGGCUUGCACCACCAGCACCAGCAGCAAUACCAGCAGCUGCUGCUGCAGCCCCGGCAGCAGCUCCACCUGGAUGCUGCACGGCACCAUCCCUACGGCGCGCAGGCCCCCACGGGGGGCGGCGGCGCCGGCAUGCAGCAGGCGCAGGCAGGACUGCCGCUUUCGCUGCCGGGAGUGGUCGGCGCAGAGUGGGUGCCGCCUCCGCCUCCGCGGCCGCCGCGCAACCACCGCGGCCCUCUGCUGUGCUCCAACUGCGGCACCACGCAGACGCCGCUUUGGCGCAAGGACCGCGAGACGGGUCAGACCGUUUGCAACGCAUGCGGUAUCUACAAGCAGACGCACAACACCGACCGCCCAGUCGACGGCCGAAGCGAGGAACGACCGCAGCAGGCGGCGCAGCCUGCCCGCAGCCAACUGCCGCCGCCACUCCAGCAGCAGCACCCGCAACUGCUCGAGCGGGGCGCGGCUGCGGUGGUUUUGCCUGCCAACGCGGGUGGCCAGCGACAGCUCGCCGCGGCCCUCGAAUUGUCAAACCGCUGGGCGCACGAGCGCAGCACAGCCGCCGCCACUGCUGCUGUGACGGCCGACGUCGGUCGCUCGCCGCGCUGGUCCGCGCCGCAGUCGCCUUUGAACGAAGCUGCGUCAGAGGCAGCCCUGGAGGGAGGCCUUGGGGUGGCGGGUGGGGAGCGGGCUGCCGUGCAGCCUCUGCAGCUGCAGCUGCAUUUGGGGCCGCUGUCUCGCGAGCUAUCGCUACAGACGCUGCCGCUGGGGCCGCUGCACUCGGACGCUGACUUGGACCCUGCGCGCCUGCUCGGUGGGGCCCCGCUAGCCGCCGCUACUGAGGCUUCUUCGGCAUCCCCAGAGCUGGCAAACGGCCAGCGGAUGCUGGACCUGAACCUCAGUCCGGAGGCGCAGCUAGUCGGCUCGGACCGAAUUGCCGCCGCGUGUGCCAGUGGCGGCAGGGCGGUGGUGCACGUGCAGGGCUCCCGGGCCGCGUCGCCGCUGCGACUAGACGAGGCUGCGGCUACGGCAGUGGCUGGAGCUGAAGGCGGAGCUGAUCGUGGGCAGCGCCCGGUCUCGCCACUGCGGCUGUCGGCCCUCGCUGGCGGGGAUAGCGUGGCAAGCGGUGCGGCAGGAGCAGGCGGCGGUGGGGCGACUGCAGCACGCCUCGGCGAUGAGGGAGUGGGCGCGGGAGCAGGCGGCAUCGCCAGUAGUGUGCUGCUACAGCACCUGGUGCAGAAGGUGCGGUCGGGCCAGGAGCACACCGUGCUUGCGCCGCGCCAGCAGCGACACCAGCAGCACCAGCAGCACCAGCAGAACCAGCAGAACCAGCAGCACCAGCAGCAGAACCAGCAGCAGGGAGCGGCACCGGCGACGUCCACGGCAGUGCUGCUGCGGCAGCUGCUGAGUGCGCUUCACCGCGCGCAGGCGGGCGGCGCGGCGGACGGCCAGGACAGCGGCCAGAGCGAUGCGGCAGCCCAGCAGCGCGAGCGCGAGCCGGCCGCACUCCGUGACCUGAACGGAGGCGCGGGCGGUGCGGCGGGUCCGGUGAAGCUCGGAGCGCUUGAUGUGGCGGGCGAGGGCGUGGUGGGCAGAGGCGCUGACAGGCCAGGCGAGGGCCACGAGGACGCACGGCUGAAGAUUUUGCAGGCGCUACAGCUUCACCGCCAGCAGCAGGAUGCGGAGCAGGGGCACCGGCAGGCGAGCGUGUGUGUGGAACAGCAGCAGCAGCAGCAGCAGCAGCAGCAGCAGCAGCCCGUGCUGCAUCGGCUCGUGGGCAGUGGCGCAGGCGCGGCCGUGCCACACAUCAGCAUUGACCUCACCGAUGAUGCCGACGACUACGACGCAGCGCCGCCGCGACACGUGCCGCUGCUGCCGCUGCCGCGCAGUGCGCAGCAGUUGUCGCACCUGCCGCUCCACCCGCGGCAGCCGCACUCACACCCACCCUCUCAGCCACUGCAGCGAGACCUCGGAGGCCUGCCGUUGACGCAGCCGCCUGCAGCUGGAGGCGCAGGUGUGGGGGCGGGCCGUGCAGGUCACGGGGUGCGGCUGCAGCAGCUGCAGCUGCAAGGCCACGGGGUAGGAAAUGGGUCCAGCUGGCUAGAAGAUGGGGGCGAGCUCGGCGGCCGCGAUGGCUACGGGUGCAGCGGUGGCCGGGACCGUCCGCACCCGGUGAUGCAGCUACACCCAGUCGCGGUGGGCGUGGGCGGCGGCGGCAAGGCGACCCCGGGACAGCUGCAAGCUGCAGGGCGCUGGCUGCAGCUGUGAUGCACUGGUACCCGUAGCUGCAGAGCCCUAGGGAUACAGACGGCUGGCUGCAGGGCACACAUGCAAUCGCCUGCAAUGCAGUGUGGUGCAUCCGACGGAACGCCUGUUGGGCAAGGAGCGGUGCUGCACGCGUGAAUGAGUGCACAUCCACCGAAUGCGAAAUCUCUAUGGCCUGGAACCUAAUCACUAAAGAAAAGUGGCACAAUAACAUAUGGCUGGGCUGGAUGGGGGGGGGCAUUCCGUCUUGCGGGGACUCCUUAACUAUUAGCGUGUCAUUGAGCGCUUGCGCCUCUUUUUGCCAUCCCGAUGGCCCACGGUGUGCUUAGUGCUGUGGCGUACUGGAGCGAAACUUGUACAACAGGUGGGUACUUGGGUUACGUCAACCGCACUGCUGUACGGAGUUUUGUGAAGCGCGAGGUUGUGUGGGGCCGCUUUCUGAGUGCUCGUACUUUCCGUCAGACAUGUGGUGCGACAUCGACUCACCGAAGUACCGUGGUAGCAGUACCGUGCAGUGCCCCGCGUCCUCACUCAUGAAGGAUGCGGGGCUUGAUGCACAAAUACUACGAGCACGCUGGACAGACAUGUUUCACCUGACCGGUUUUGCAAGGCCCGCAUUUGGGCCCUCUGCUGAUCUCUGGUACCUGUGCGGGGAGGUCCGCGUUUGCGGGCUUGCCGCUAAACUAGUGACUUGGAGACCGGGGCUGGGUACUAGACGUUUCGUCGCACCUUGUGUUGCUUGGCCGCUGCUCUUGUGAUGCAGCUGUCAUAUAUGUAUAUAAUCAUAGUGCUGUCAGUGUUUAGGGGAAACAAAACACGGUUAGGGAACCCAAGGAAAGGAACAGAACGACCUGCCUUAUGCGGCGCGGUGCGACGCUGGCGGUACUACCGGUGCUUUGUGGUUAUUUCCUGGCCACCAUGCAUGUGUGGGAUGGAUAGCAGAGUGUGAUGAGGAUAUGACCAUGUGUUGUGCAGGAGAGUCAAGUGUGAGGUGUCGACGCAUGCUGUACCGUAUUCCGGAUAAGUCGUGGCAGGCUGUGAUGUAAGUACUAAGCAGUGACUGUAACGGCUGAGGAUGCACUUGUGGUAACCGCGUUCACCGAGCUGCAUUCUGGCGAGGUUGGCGGUAAGCGGGGAUGCCCUGGUAAUGCCGUGCUCGACUGAUACCGGGCUCCUGGGUCCUGGCAACAACAUCGCUUUUUUUAAACCCGGGCACCUGCGCCCCUGGACCGUUCGGGGGCAUCUGUGCUGGGCGAUUUGUGGACUACUGGGGGCCAGCGCCGCCUGGCGCCGAUGGCCUUCUCUGGCGGGGCCACGGGUGCAAGGCGGGGCCGGGGUGCCUGUCGGGUGCCACCUUCGGGCACGGAUGAUUGUUUCAGCCCACAGGAUUUCAGCGAAGCCUGUAAACACAUAUACUC
Molecule: messenger RNA, 6596 nt
Organism: Chlamydomonas reinhardtii
Lineage: Eukaryota; Viridiplantae; Chlorophyta; Chlorophyceae; Chlamydomonadales; Chlamydomonadaceae
Exons: 7
Coding region: 394-5181 (1595 amino acids)
Biological process (GO): regulation of transcription by RNA polymerase II
Cellular component (GO): nucleus; aryl hydrocarbon receptor complex
Molecular function (GO): transcription cis-regulatory region binding; zinc ion binding; nuclear receptor activity
Source: RefSeq, a predicted model, not a curated record